Amphimedon queenslandica is the source of this 2797-nucleotide messenger RNA. Its product is annotated as protein broad-minded-like. Lineage: Eukaryota; Metazoa; Porifera; Demospongiae; Haplosclerida; Niphatidae. The record is from RefSeq and is a predicted model, not a curated record. Bases 21 to 2630 code for a protein of 869 amino acids. The transcript is spliced from 25 exons.
AAGGCGGGACGAAAACAAACAUGGCGACUGGUGUUGAUCUGCAGAAAGCAGUCCGUCAGCUUAUUUCUUCAGUCACUUCUCCUCCCAGCGGCUCUCAGAGCAAAGUCCUCUCACUCGAGGAUGCUGUGGCUAACCUUGAAACCACUGAUGAAAAUUUCCACAGCUAUGAUCUAGUAAAGUAUGUUCAUGGUCAGAUUGAGUCAGUCGUUGAUCCACUGAUCGAUGAAAGACUAAAGAAACAUGGCGGACUAUCACACGGAGAAGAACACGAUAUAGUAGCUCUCAUUACUGACGAUAUACUGACAUCUCCUGAGUAUACUGAAUUAUGUCAGAGUACAGUCUGUGAAGUUAAAGAUUCUGUUGAUCUACUGUUACAUUCAGAUAUUCCUGAUUCCAAUGACUUAUCAUCUAACGCCACCUCAUUAUCAGGUGGUUCCUCAAGAACCCAGUACUACCCACUGGAUGACAGCGACACUUCAGAACUCUCCUCACUAAAGGAGACUGGUCUGUUCUUCAUACCUCAUGAUCAUUUGAUAGAUAUCACUGACCAAUUGAAACCUAAUAGAACCAACGAAGUUCGUUUAGGAGCUCUUCAACAACUCCACCAGUUCCCACCUGGGGAUUUGCCUCAGUGUGACACGUGGUCUUCAUUAUCUUCGUCUCUUGAGGAUUGUAUAAUGUCUGACUGUAACUCGCUUGCUGAUUCAUCUCUUAAGCUGUUGUCUCGCAUGUUUGAUUCCACUACCUCAUACAAAGCAAGGGAGGUAUACAGGAUAUUGCUCUGUGGCCUCGUUACAUAUUUCAGGGGUCCUGGAAAGGCCAAUAUUGAAACUGGUCUGGACCCCUCGACUGAGACCAAUACAAAAUUGCUACAGAGACGACGAUACAUUGAAGACAAGUUGAUUGAUAAUUUAUUAAAUUUUGCUGGAACGCCAAAGGGUAUUGAACUGUUAGAAGGUUCCGGUUUAAUUGGCGAAUGUAUUAAUCACAUGAGACGCAGAUACCAGCUGAAAUUACAAGUGAGCCAGUGUGAGAAGUUUGGUUAUGGUUACAUGGUGUCAGAAGUAGCAUCUACCUCAACUGGAAUAACCCAUUUAAUUAACAGUGGGUAUGUAUGUGAUUUGGUUGAUGAUCUCUGGGUAUUAUUGAAUGGAUCGAUGUCUUGUGAUGUGGAUGUGAUAAAGAGAGAUCCAUUUGAUCCAGCAGAUAGAGUCAUGUACAAAUCCAUUAUUAACAUUCUUAAUGUCAUCUCAUCUUAUCCUGCCUUUCAUAAAUCACUCUUGAGUAAAGCUCCUCCCAAAACUGCCUCUACUGAUGUCGUCACAGUCAGUGGCCUCUUAGAGGCACUGGUGUUUAAAUAUGGCGGGACUGAGGAGCCAAUGACAGCUGUUAGGAAUAACAAUGAUGCACAUCUCUGUGGACUAAGGAUUAUCAGUAUACUAACCACAAGUUUGGAUAGUUUUGUGUUACUUGAUACUCAGUUCAGCUUGAGGGAGACCAUUGCCUCAUUUCAACAUGCCUGCCGUUUAGAGAACAAUGAGUAUAUCAUUGAUGCUUGUUCAGUGGAGAGGAACAGACUGCUCGUGUCCUCCUCCUGCAUUGGAGGACCUAAGGAAAGACUCCUCCCACCUCAUACACUGACUACAAUCAGUGAUGUCUAUGAGUAUCCAUUUUACGUCCGUCUUAAAGAGAAGGUUCCGGAUUGUUACACACUGAAAGUGUCAUAUUCUCAUCAUAAACUAGCACUGAACAUUAAGCCUUCAGCUACAAUAAAUGACUUAAAAUCUUGUUAUAUGAAACAUUUGAAACAACACACUACCUUAUCCACCAAAGAUGUAAGUACAUUGUUAGUACAGUCUCUGGCUUCUCUUGAUCAAACACUACCUCAAGUCGCUGAGGAGAAAGCAUCAGGAGUUGUGUCUCCUUCAUCAGGGCAAGAUGUUGUGCUUAAUUUAAUGUUAAAUUAUUCAAAGCACAUUGGCCUGUCUAACAUUUCAAAAGACUCCCUCUGGCAAAUUUUACAAAAAUUCAAUUCUUUCACUACUACUCCUUCUCAAAACAGUGCAGAUUGGUUUGUUGUCAUUGUCAGUUUGAUAUUAUUACAGUCACAUGAUCAGUCAUGUGACACUGUGAGACAGUUCCUCCGACGAUUCUCUUCAUCCGCCACUUCACUUUAUGUCUGGAGGCAAAGAGAGAAUUUAAAACCACUGCUAAACUUUGAUACCAGCAAGAUCCAUACAUUCAUUCUUCACUAUAUCGAAUUUAUUAUACAAGCAGAGCUACCACUAGUUUAUUCUGCAUUUCGUCUUUCAGGAUAUACUCCAUCACAAGUGUGUCAAGACUGGCUGGGUCAGUGUUUUUUAAAUUACUUGGAUUGGCCUGAGAUAUGUCUCUACCUUAUAAACUGCAUAUUACUAGGAGCAGAUUAUCAGGUAUAUUUCUGUGUUGCUAUUUUUAAGCAUUUGGAGGCUAGCAUAUUAAAAUCAUGUCAGGAACACACACUACUAAUAUUUUUAAAGGAGGAGCCAUUAAGAGGAUUUACAACCAAACAAUCUCUUUCCUUCAUGAGUCAAUUGGAACUAAAGUACAGAUCAAACAUGCUCAAAGACUUGCAAACUGUUCAACCAUAAAAUCACUUGCCCUAAUAUAGUAUCAUAUGAUGAGCUUCUCACUGUCACUUAUAAUUUUAUUAUAAUGAAUAUACUGUAAUAUUGCAUCUCAUGUCAUUUUGCUCUAACUCCUCCUCUUCCUUAGCCUUGUUACUAUAAAAAUAAGUGUUUUAGCUCAGUUUUAUUCA